CACUACCAUCGUACCAAUAAAACAUGGAAGAAACAUUGUGACAGAAGAAGUUUGUUUUUUGCAAAAAUAAAAAAAGAUUUUCCUUCGAUUUUUGGGCUUUUCCGUGACUAUUUCCGGGAAAACUGCAUACUUGGUGAUUACUGUGCUGGCCUGGAUUGUUAAUGCAUUGGUUUGUGGUGGAUUUUGUGUGAAAAUAGUGGACAAUUUCACGUUUAACAGUUCGUCACAAAAGAUUCAAUGGCAGCUGGAACGACUCUUCAGAAGGCAAUUGACCUGGUGACGAAAGCCACAGAGGAGGAUAAGAAGAAAAACUACGAGGAGGCCUUGAGACUCUACGAACACGGCGUUGAGUACUUUCUGCAUGCUAUCAAAUAUGAGGCACAGGGAGACAAAGCCAAAGAGUCCAUUCGUGCAAAGUGCAUUCAGUAUUUGGAUAGGGCGGAAAAGUUGAAGGAGUACCUCAAGAAGGGGAGCAAGAAGAAGCCCGUCAAGGAUGGCGAAAGCUCCAAGGAUGAUAAGAAGAGCGACAGUGACUCAGAUUCCGAUGAUCCGGAGAAGAAGAAACUCCAGGCAAAGCUUGAGGGUGCGAUUGUGAUUGAGAAGCCGCAUGUUAAGUGGUCUGAUGUAGCUGGGCUCGAUGGUGCCAAGGAGGCCCUCAAGGAAGCUGUAAUCCUUCCCAUUAAAUUCCCUCAUCUUUUCACGGGCAAAAGAAUCCCCUGGAAGGGAAUUCUUCUCUUUGGGCCGCCUGGAACGGGAAAAUCAUACCUUGCCAAGGCGGUGGCCACAGAAGCCAACAAUUCGACAUUCUUCUCCGUCUCAAGUUCGGAUCUCGUGUCCAAAUGGUUGGGUGAAUCGGAGAAGUUGGUGAAGAAUCUUUUUGAAUUGGCGCGUCAGCAUAAGCCCAGCAUUAUCUUCAUCGACGAAGUGGACUCCCUCUGUUCAUCGCGAUCUGACAAUGAGAGCGAGAGCGCCAGGCGCAUCAAGACCGAGUUUCUCGUGCAAAUGCAAGGGGUGGGCAAUGAUAAUGAUGGGAUUCUCGUGCUGGGUGCCACAAAUAUCCCCUGGGUGCUGGAUUCAGCCAUCAGGCGACGCUUCGAGAAGAGAAUCUUCAUUCCGCUACCCGAGGAGCAUGCGCGUCUUGUGAUGUUCAAGAUUCAUCUGGGCAACACAACGCACUGCCUCACGGAGAAUAACCUCAAGGAGUUGGCCAAGAAGACGGAAGGAUAUUCCGGAGCUGAUAUCUCCAUCAUUGUCCGCGAUGCCUUAAUGCAGCCCGUGCGGAAAGUCCAAACGGCCACGCAUUUCAAACACAUACGCGGCCCUUCGCCAACCGAUAAAAGUGUCAUUGUGGAUGAUCUCGUCACUCCGUGCUCGCCAGGAGAUCCGGGAGCAAUGGAGAUGACCUGGGUGGAUGUUCCCGGGGAUAAGUUGUACGAGCCUCCCGUAACAAUGGGCGACAUGCUAAAGUCUCUGUCGAUGACAAAGCCAACGGUCAAUGAGGACGACAUGAAGAAGCUCGACAAAUUCACCGAUGACUUUGGCCAGGAGGGAUAAAAACAACACUCAAUCACAAUAAAAAAAAUGAGAAAUUGGAGUAUUUUUUCCACUAGAAAUUCAAUGAAAAGAAAAAAAAAACAAACACCAAUACGACACUGUUGCCUAAAUAAAAAAAUAUUUUUAAGUGUAGGAUUUCCGUCGUUUAUUAGAAAAAAAACAUUUCCGCGAGAUUUUCUGCGAUGGAUUUCCUCAAAUUUCUCUCUGCUAAAUGGGUGGUGGUACCUCUUACUGGCUAAGCUUUUGUGCCCCUCCCUUCUGCGCUGGGGGAAUUUAGGCAAUCCAUCCGACAACGUAAAAAUGAAAAAAAAAUCUUCUCUAUUUAAUGAAUUUUUGGAAUCUUACGAAUUUGGUGAGAAAAUCAUGAUUUCGCUUUCAAGAAAUAUAUUUGUAAAAUAUAAAUGUGUACAAUAAUAUAAAAUAUGUAAAAUAA
Messenger RNA from Lutzomyia longipalpis, 1987 nucleotides. It is a transcript of the gene Vps4, whose product is annotated as vacuolar protein sorting-associated protein 4. Gene Ontology annotation, biological process: vacuole organization; endosomal transport. Lineage: Eukaryota; Metazoa; Arthropoda; Insecta; Diptera; Psychodidae. The coding region runs from base 238 to 1554 and encodes 438 amino acids. The record is from RefSeq and is a predicted model, not a curated record. Gene Ontology annotation, molecular function: ATP hydrolysis activity; ATP binding. The transcript has 7 exons.